Oncorhynchus nerka (sockeye salmon) is the source of this 1991-nucleotide messenger RNA. RefSeq names its product syntaxin-3-like. Gene Ontology annotation, molecular function: SNARE binding; SNAP receptor activity. The transcript is spliced from 10 exons. Gene Ontology annotation, cellular component: plasma membrane; endomembrane system; SNARE complex. The coding region runs from base 16 to 864 and encodes 282 amino acids. The record is from RefSeq and is a predicted model, not a curated record. Gene Ontology annotation, biological process: intracellular protein transport; exocytic insertion of neurotransmitter receptor to postsynaptic membrane; synaptic vesicle fusion to presynaptic active zone membrane. NCBI's taxonomy places the organism in Eukaryota, Metazoa, Chordata, Actinopteri, Salmoniformes, Salmonidae.
UUUUUAUUUCAGCUCAUGAAACAAACACAACAUACAUGUGACAAUGACGAUGAGGAAGUGGAAAUUGCUAUUGACAAUGCAGCUUUUAUGGAUGACUUUUUCUCUCAGAUUGACGACAUCAGGAUCAGCAUUGAUAAGAUUGAUGAGAAUGUGUCUGAAGUCAAGAAGCUCUACUCGGUCAUCCUGUCUGCCCCCACGUCAGACCAGAAAACACAGGAUGACUUGGAGGCUGUCACCAACAACAUCAAGAAGAUGGCUAACAACGCCCGGAACAAACUCAAAACCAUCGAGAGGGAUCUGGCGUCUGAGGAAGAGGAGAGGAUUUCAGCCGACAUGCGGAUACGCAAAUCACAGCAUGCAGUGCUGUCCAGGAAGUUUGUGGAAGUGAUGACCAAGUAUAAUGAGGCCCAGGUGGACUUCAGGGAGAGGAGUAAAGGACGCAUCCGGAGACAGCUAGAGAUCACUGGAAAAGCCACGACAGAUGAGGAGCUGGAAGAGAUGUUAGAGGGGGGAAACUCUGCUGUCUUCACUUCAGGGAUCAUGGACUCUGGGAUCUCGAAGCAAGCUCUCAGUGAGAUCGAGGCGCGACACAAAGACAUUGUGCGUCUGGAGAGCAGCAUCAAAGAGCUGCAUGACAUGUUCGUAGACAUCGCCAUGCUGGUGGAGAGCCAGGGUGACAUAGUGAACAAUAUAGAGGUGCAAGUGUCUAAAGCUGUGGACCACAUAGUAGUGGCUAAGACUGAGACCAAGAAAGCCAUCCAGUACCAGAGCAAAGCACGCAAGAAGACAAUCAUUAUAGCAGUGGUCUGUACUGUGCUUGCUGUCCUCAUCCUCGCCAUCAUCUUAUCACAGACAGUAGGGUAAUAGAGGGACCACGGCCCCCACCCACCCAACCAUCUUCAUAAUCACUCCAUUUUGCCCACCUCCAGCUGUAACGGCAAAGAGGGGGAUGUAGACUCAACCGAUCACUUCCAUUGCCCUGGGAUCCUCCCCCUCUCUUACUGUAUGUCUGACCAAUAGAAAAAGGCCCAGCUGAUGGGACUGGCUGGUGUCUUCCCUGAGGUGGCUGAGAGGAUGAGCAUCAGCUGGGAGAAAAACAAGAGGACCAAAACUGAGACUGUUUAUGAGCCUCUGAUAAUGCCAAUAAAAAGGGAAUCUUAAGUAAUGUAUAUCCUUACCCUCACACAACUAAAUGGACACCAUGCAACACUUCAAUGACAUUCUCUGAACUGCUUUCUAUGUAUCCAGUAAUGUGAUUGAUCUUGAUCCACACUGAAGGGAAUCCAUGACACGUCUCUCUCAUUACAAAAAACCAUUGACUUAAUGUAUCCCUGCCACCACCUGUGCCUUAUUGUCUUGCCAUGAUGACCCUCCAAGCUGAAAGGUAGCCAGCCAGCCACAGCCUCCUCCAGCCCACAGAGGAACGUUGACCUCACCAUAUCACAUGAUAUGUUCUGAGGAUGGAAACCAGUGGAUUUCACUUCAAUCUAUGUUGAGCAAUGUGCAUGUGUUUGAUGCCGCUUGAAUAGUGUUUUUAAAACUCCUAAAGCACACCUAACCUCUAAGCAUUUGGGUGAGAUAUGAGUCUAACAUCUGAUUUGCGCCUAAGCCUCUUUUUUUUUGCUGUCUGUCCAAUUUUAAUUGGAAAUUAAAUUUUAAUUUAAUUUAAUUAAAUUAAAUUUUAAAUUAAUUUCCAUACCUCAGACACGGUGGCCAAUGGCAAGGCUUUAAAUGAGACAAGAUCUCAGUUACGUACUCGUGUCCCCUCUCCUUCUCAAAACCAAUUGGAGGAGAAGGUCCGUGGGAAGGGACUUCUGGCUUUCUCCUCCAAUGGGUUUUGAGGAGGGAGGGAGGACACGUGGAGUAUGUAAUUGAGGUCAUCCCUGAGGGUCUGGAUAUUUCAAGACCGUUUUAAAUGUAAUAGAACUUCACUGUAGUAUUAUGGUGGAUGCCAGAGAUUUUUAAUGAUGGAAUAAAAUGUUUAAAAAAUA